ACAAUAGUUUGGAAAAGAAGGGUUUUUAUCCCUUCUGAAGAAAAAAGAAGCCCUCGAUCUCCUUUCUCCGGCGAAGAAGAGCGGCUCCUGCGUGCGCUCACCUCCUUUCGAUUAACUCUCUCUCUAGCCUCACCGGCGAUCAUCAGACAUGGCAGGGCUUGCACCAGAAGGAUCUCAAUAUGACGGUCAGCAGUAUGAUUCAAAAAUGAAUGAACUGCUUGAUGGACAAGAUUUUUUCACGUCAUAUGAUGAGGUUUAUGAUACUUUUGAUUCCAUGGGUCUGCAAGAGAACUUAUUGCGAGGCAUUUAUGCUUAUGGCUUUGAAAAACCCUCUGCAAUUCAACAAAGAGGGAUUGUUCCUUUCUGUAAGGGACUUGAUGUGAUACAACAAGCUCAAUCUGGGACUGGAAAGACGGCCACAUUUUGUUCUGGGAUAUUGCAGCAACUCGAUUAUGGCUUAGUUGAAUGUCAGGCUCUCGUUCUCGCUCCAACCCGAGAAUUGGCACAGCAAAUCGAAAAGGUUAUGCGUGCACUGGGAGACUACCUUGGCGUGAAAGUUCAUGCUUGUGUUGGCGGAACGAGUGUUCGUGAGGAUCAGCGGAUUCUCUCGAGCGGUGUUCAUGUUGUCGUCGGCACACCAGGACGGGUGUUUGAUAUGCUGCGAAGGCAUUCGCUCCGUCCUGAUUAUAUUAGGAUGUUUGUAUUGGAUGAGGCGGAUGAGAUGCUCUCACGUGGUUUCAAGGACCAGAUCUAUGACAUCUUCCAGCUCCUUCCAUCGAAAGUUCAAGUUGGUGUUUUCUCGGCCACAAUGCCCCCCGAAGCGCUCGACAUUACUCGUAAAUUCAUGAACAAACCCGUAAAGAUCCUCGUCAAACGCGAUGAACUUACCCUCGAAGGAAUAAAACAGUUCUAUGUGAAUAUCGGCAAGGAAGAAUGGAAGCUCGAGACCCUUUGUGACCUUUACGAAACAUUGGCCAUCACCCAAAGUGUCAUUUUUGUGAACACUCGCCGCAAAGUCGAUUGGCUCACCGACAAAAUGAGGAGCAGCGAUCAUACCGUCUCUGCCACACACGGCGACAUGGAUCAAAACACUCGAGAUAUCAUUAUGCGAGAAUUCCGAUCUGGUUCUUCUCGUGUUCUCAUCACCACUGACCUCCUCGCCCGCGGCAUAGAUGUGCAGCAGGUCUCUCUUGUCAUCAACUAUGACCUACCGACUCAACCGGAGAAUUACCUCCAUCGUAUCGGUCGUAGCGGACGUUUCGGACGGAAGGGUGUGUCCAUCAACUUCAUCACGAAUGAGGACGAGAGAAUGCUGGCGGAUAUCCAGAGGUUCUACAAUGUUGUCAUUGAGGAGCUGCCAUCCAAUGUUGCCGAUCUUCUGUGAGUAUUUAUUUUGCUUUUUUGCAUGUUAGGCCUUCUCAAAAUAUUUAAUAAUUCCUUCAAACUUGUGUACUAAAUUGUAAGGUGUUUGCGCUCAUUUUGAAUGUUGUUGGUAACUUUUAAGAUAUGUUUCAUCCUAUGUGACAAAUUUUGUAGCUUGUGUAUGGAUGACCUUAAAAGGAGGCAUCCUGGAUGUUAUCUAUCCGUUAUGGUUGAAUUUUGUGUAUUAUGAUUUUGAUGCUUAACAUUUUGAACUAGUUUAACGGCUCUUUUUUUAAAUAUUUAUAUUU
Messenger RNA from Phalaenopsis equestris, 1670 nucleotides. Its product is annotated as eukaryotic initiation factor 4A-8. Gene Ontology annotation, cellular component: cytoplasmic stress granule. Bases 149 to 1384 code for a protein of 411 amino acids. The transcript has 5 exons. The record is from RefSeq and is a predicted model, not a curated record. NCBI's taxonomy places the organism in Eukaryota, Viridiplantae, Streptophyta, Magnoliopsida, Asparagales, Orchidaceae. Gene Ontology annotation, biological process: cytoplasmic translational initiation. Gene Ontology annotation, molecular function: translation initiation factor activity; RNA helicase activity; ATP binding.